Phyllostomus hastatus (greater spear-nosed bat) is the source of this 15468-nucleotide messenger RNA. It is a transcript of the gene LCOR, whose product is annotated as ligand dependent nuclear receptor corepressor. The coding region runs from base 579 to 5240 and encodes 1553 amino acids. Gene Ontology annotation, molecular function: DNA binding. Lineage: Eukaryota; Metazoa; Chordata; Mammalia; Chiroptera; Phyllostomidae. The record is from RefSeq and is a predicted model, not a curated record. The transcript has 9 exons.
GGGAGGGCGGCAGAAGAUGGCGAGGGUAUGUAGGCGGCAGCAGUGCUCCGCUGAGAGACGCGGCUUUCGGCAGGAACUGGACUCGUGGCGCCACAAGCUCAUUCACUGUGUCCCGUUUCCCUCUGUGCGGCGGCCGGCGGGACCAUAAGGGCUUAACUCAUAUAUUUAACCCCCCUCCAAAAAUUAUACUCACGGCUGUGAUUUACUACAGUGAAAGGGUACAAAGCAAAAUAAGCAGAGGAAGAAGGCACACUGGGUUUGAAAGUAUUCUUGAAGGGCUGUUUGGACCUGCAUUAUUAAAAGAUCUCAGUUUAUUUAAAGACUGUGAACCUGAAAGCAUUUCUGAUUGGAUUUUUGAUGAAAAUUGUCUGUUCUGUUGCUUGAGAAGAGAUAAAGUAAAGGGACACUUAGUCGGUCUGGAUGAACCAGCUUCGGGAGCUGGGCAGGAAGCUCUGCUUAAACAAGCAAAAAUCAUUCGAUUCGAGAGACAAGCAGAAGAGUUCCUCAAUGCAGUCUUUUAUAAAAAAGACAGUCCCUGGGUCUCCGACCCCAAUAUUCCCCUAGUGGCCCGUGAGAUCAUGCAGCGAAUGAUCCAACAAUUUGCUGCUGAAUAUACCUCAAAAAAUAGCUCUACUCAGGACCCCAGCCAGCCCAAUAGCACAAAGAACCAAAGCCUGCCGAAAGCAUCUCCAGUCACCACCUCUCCCACGGCUGCAACUACUCAGAACCCUGUGCUCAGCAAACUUCUCAUGGCUGACCAAGACUCACCUCUGGACCUUACUGUCAGAAAGUCUCAGUCAGAACCUAGCGAACAAGACGGUGUACUUGAUCUGUCCACUAAGAAAAGUCCAUGUGCUGGCAGCACUUCCCUGAGCCAUUCUCCAGGCUGCUCCAGUGCUCAAGGGAACGGUGAGAACUCAGCAGAGGCAAUAGCAGUAGAUUCUAACAAUCAGUCGAAGUCCCCCCUGGAGAAGUUUAUGGUCAAACUGUGCACUCAUCAUCAGAAGCAGUUCAUUCGUGUCCUCAACGAUCUGUACACUGAAUCCCAGCCGGGCACCGAGGACCUGCGACCUUCGGAUUCUGGAGCAAUGGAUGCAUCCACUUGCAAUGCUGGCUGUGCCCAGCUGAGUACCAAACAUAAGGAAAACGAUGUUUUGUGUCUCGAUAUGAAGUCUCCUCCUUCUGCAGACUUGACAGCAGAUUCAUCAGAUUCUCACAGCCCUCUAUGCUUUGCAGAAAAGGCCCUGAAAGAGUCUCCUCCCGAGACAAACUUUGUAGCUGGAAGAGAGAAUGCCUUGACUGUUGUCCAGAAGGAUUCCUCUGAACUUCCAACCACUAAAUCUGAUGCCGGGAGUUCAGUGGAUAGUGCCACUCUGGGAUACCUCAGUACAUCUAAUUCUUCCUCGUUCAACUUCCAUCACAUCUCCAAGAGCUUGGAGGGGCAAACCACUGGACAGGAGCAAGACACAGAUGUGAAAAUAUGUGAGGACAGUAAAGACCAUGUGCAGAGUUCAGCUUUAGUAGAAAGCCUAAUUGCAGUAAACAUGGCAGCUGAGAAUAGUGAGGAGAACAGCAGCUGUAUUGUUCCUCAAAGAAAUUCAUUUAAAGCUUUAUCAGAAGAGGCUUGGGACUCAGGGUUUACGGGGGACUCAUCUAGAACUGCUGACAAAGAGAAUACUUUACAGUGUAGUUCAAAAACACCUUUGCGCCAGGAUUUAGAGGCAAGUGAACAAGAUUCAACGCCAAAGCAAGAGAACCAUCUUCACUCACUAGGAAGAAAUAAGGUGGGUUACCAUUUGCCUCCCAGUGAUAAGGGCCAGUUUGAUCAUUCCAAAGACGGGUGGUUAGCUCCCAGCCCCAUACCACCCGUGCACAAAGCAUCCAAUGGACAUUCACGAACCAAGACGUCACCAGCCUCCGUUAAGACAGCACGGAAAGGUAAAAGGGCAUCAGGGCUACGGAUAAAUGAUUAUGAUAACCAGUGUGACGUUGUUUAUAUCAGUCAGCCAAUAACAGAAUGCCACUUUGAGAAUCAAAGAUCAGUAUUGUCUUCUCGGAAAACAGCUAGAAAGAGUACCCGAGGAUACUUUUUUAAUGGGGAUUGUUGCGAGCUGCCGACUGUUCGCACGCUGGCCAGAAAUUUACACUCCCAGGAAAAAGCAAGCUGCUCGACCGUGGCGUUGGAGGCAGUGGUCACGCCCAAUCAGGCCCCUGUAAUUUCAGCCCCGAGACCUAUUGUAGAUGUGCAGCUUCCCAGAGAAGACAGCACUGAAGAGCCUAGUGAAGAAAUAACCUCCCUCAAGGAAGGAGACAGAGGUGCUUUAUCCGAAAAGGAAUCUCAAGAGCCCGAGGUUUGCCCCACAGUGAAUGAACCCAAUCCAAGCAGCUCACCGAGGUCGGAGGAAACAACAGCCGCCAGCCUGGUGUGGCCUCUCCCUGCUGACCUUCCUGAAGAGGACAUGCCCACAGACAUGUCCAUGGUCUCAGCUCCCGCAGCAAGUGGGAUUUCUUCCCCUGAACGAGACCAACAACCAGUUGAACUGCCGGAUACAAAGGAGAUGAAUGAACCUGAGGACUGUCACAUGGGUCCCUUUACUGAGAGCCUUUCUGAGGAAGGCAGUGAGGAUGUUGUUUCCAGGCCUCAUUCUUCUCCUGAGACCGUCAGCAGAGCAGAGAGUCCCCUGUGCUCAGCAAAUGAAAGUCCCCCAGUGUGCUUGGAGCCUCCCGGGAGCCUGGGAGAGGCGGAGGGUGAACAAAGCAUCAGUCCCGAGGCCAAGACUGAGGACACUCAGGAGCUGGACACUGACCCGCUCUCAAAGGAAAGCAGCACUUUUACUGAGGAAAACCCCAGUGAAAUUGAGGAAAGUGAGACAGCAGGUGACACAGGAAAAUCAGAGGAAGAGGGCAGUGACAUAAAACAUCCUUCAGAAAAAGAUCUAUGUGAACAAAACAUGGACUCACCUGAGGAGAACUCAGACAAAAAGAAAAAAAGUAAAAAGUUCCCGGAGGCCUCUGAUAGGUGCCUAAGAAGUCAACUUUCAGAUUCUUCCUCUGUUGACAAGGGCUUAAGAAAUCAAAGUUCAGAUUCUUCCUCUGCUUGCCCUGAAGUCAAGGUUUCUAAAAAUCCUGGUGUAAAACGUUCUAAAAAAGAAGGAUACCCCGGUGGAACGACACCCGAGGGCUUUGUGACUGAGGGUCUCCAUCCAGAAGCUCUGGAGGACACCGAAAACCCAGAUGCCAAUGAAAAUCCCCCUGAGAAGGAUGCUGAGUGGGAGAGCGGAGGAGGCGGGAUCAUCACCAGGCAGACUUUUAAAAACAUGCUGGCAAAAGAGGUCCAGGGGGACGAAGAAGAUGUUUCCCCCAGCAGCGAUCCUACAACUACAGUUGGCCAGCCCCUGCCUGGGGAGAGACUGGAAAUCUAUGUCCAGUCGAAGUUAGGUGAGAACAAUGCUCAUGACCCCUUAGAAAGUGGCCCGUGUACUUUUGCAGAGCCACCCGAAGAGAACGCAGGACCUACUCCUGCACAGGAUGUGGAGGAGGUGGCAAAUGAGGUGGACAGUGCCGACUCCCAGCAUGAAGAUGAUCACAGCGACGUGCCGUCCAGUGUGCUUGGGUCGUCAAGUAGUGGAAGUGGUGACACUGCUGAACCCCCAAAAUGGGCACCUCGGCUCACGAGACAGACCGCUUUGACCUACAACCUGAGACUUGCUCAUUCUCUGGACCCCUUGGAUACUACAAAAGUGACUUCAGAAAAGGAAGCAGCACAAGAAAGCCCAGCACCAAAGGACAACGAAGCUUCAGAGAGUGGAGAUCCCUCAGAAGAGGAUGACGGGGAAGCAGUGGUUGACGACCAGCCCAAGUUUGUGGAAUGGUGUGCCGAGGAGGAAAACCAGGAGCUUAUCGCCAACUUCAAUGCCCAGUACAUGAAAGUUCAGAAGGGCUGGAUCCAGCUGGAGAAAGAAGGCCAGCCAACACCAAGAGCAAGGAACAAGUCAGACAAACUGAAGGAGAUUUGGAAAAGCAAGAAAAGGUCACGGAAAUGUCGGGGAUCACUGGAGGCUCAGAAGUGUUCUCCCGUUCAGAUGCUGUUCAUGACAGACUUCAAGAUGUCCAACAUCUGUAAAUGGUUCUUGGAGACGACCGAGACCCGGUCGCUGGUGAUCACGAAGAAGCUCAACACUCGUCUUCCAGGAGACACGCCCCCCGUCAAGCAUCCUCUUCAGAAAUACUCACCCUCCAGCCUGUACCCCAGUUCAGUACAGGCCGAACGCCUGAAAAAACACUUGAAGAAGUUUCCCGGAGCUACUCCUGCUAAGAACAACUGGAAAACGCAGAAGCUUUGGGCUAAAUUUCGAGAGAAUCCUGACGAAACGGAGCCAGAGAAGGGCAGUGACAUCAGCCCUGGCCCCAGUUCUGAAGACAACAGAGAGGAAGUCAAGGAAGGCAGGAAUAGCCACCCUCCCACAAGCUCACCUACUCCAGCCAGUACCCGGAUCCUUAGAAAAUAUUCCAAUAUUCGGGGAAAGCUCCGAGCCCAGCAGCGCAUGAUCAGGAAUGAGAAGAAGGAAAGCCCAGGGGGCCUGGCUGUGGACGGUAAACAGGGUUGUAAAAGUGUGUGCAUCAACCCUCUGAUGUCCCCCAAGUUUGCCCUGCAAGUGGAUGCCAAUGGGUUUCCCAUUAAGCCCAAGAGCACCGACAGAGCAAAGAGGAAAGGGAGGCAAACACCUGAGGUCUUGGCGAAAGCGGAAGUCCAGAACAAACGCAAGAGGACCGAAGGCGGCAGCACUCAGGACAGGAAGGACAAGGGAGCUGCGGUGAAAGCCGGCAGAGAGAAGCAUAUCGACGGAGCCACCAGAACCCCUGCUGCCAAGAAGCCAGCUGCAAGGGACAGAGUCAGCCAACUGCCCAAAAAGACAUCUUUGAAAGAGAAUAAAGUAAAGAACCUUAAGAAGCCCUCUGGGAAGAACUGCCCGCCCUCCAGGAAAGAAAAAGAGAGUACAAACAAAAGACCCACCCAGCCCACCUCCUCGGAGACAGUGACAAGACCCGCAAAGCAGAAAGGGGCAGGCGAACCCUCUUCAAGGCCACAGAAAGCCACAAACAGGAAGCAGAGCAGUGGAAAGGCUCGGGCCAGACCCCCAACCAAAACCCCGGAGAGCAGUGCAGCUCAGAGGAAGCGAAAGCUGAAGGCAAAGCUGGACUCGUCCCACAGCAAGCGGAGGCGGCUGGAUGCAAAGUGAUCGAAGGGUGGUAGCCAAGAGUAAAACUGCUCCAUAGAAGUAACCCUUUAUUUUGCAUUAACUAAAUUCGCCUUUAUAAGCUUAUCAAGCCUUUCAAGUCUGCAGUUAAUGGAGAACACCACACUUUAAAUGUCAGAAAAUGCAUCUCAGAUGGAGAAGGGAACUUGCCGAGUCUUUCUCUGAGGCUGAGUAAGGGAAGUUAUAUAUUAUAUUCUGGUUGUUCCUUGGGUUUUAAACUUGGAACCAAGCAGUUUAGUUUUUAAAAGUACAGUGCCUUAUUUAUCCUUUUUGUGUUUAAAAUUUACAAAAGCUAAAAAGCUGAUCUAUGUGAUUAAAGGCUUGUAUUUUAUACUUGAUGCACAAGCACUUGUACUGUAGCCGAGAGACCGCCAUCAUGCACAUAAAAGUAGCUUUCCUGCCGCUCCCUGCAGCGUCUGUGCCUGGGCAGAUGCUCCUCUUUGCCGGCCCCAGCAGUGAACUUCCCUCUCUGUCUCGUUUGUUUGUUUAAAUGAUAUUUGAAAGCUAAACCAAAUCAUUUUUAUGGUAUGUGGAGAAUGCAGAGGGCAUUUAUAAUUGUUGCAAAAGGUUAAUAUUUCUGUUACCCCUUUUUAAAAACUCCUGUUUGUUGUUGGUUACUCCUCUUAAUUUUGAUUUUUCUCACUGGAAAAAAAAAUGGAUUCUAAAUUACGUGCCCAUGAGACAAAAGGUGUGUUACCGGGUGUGAAUUUUGGUUUAUGACCUCUAAAAAUUAUUUGCAUUACUUGUUCUUACCAUGCUUUGCAUUUUUGCAUUUUUGGCCUUUUAAGCUUGCUAGCAUUCUAACAGGGUUUUGUUGCCCCAGCCCCCACCUGCUGUAGCUAUGAUUUGCCAAUUAGGAUAAGAGUGACUAUUCUACUUUUCUCUUUUGCCCUAAGUACUUUUGUAUUCAGAGAAAGCCAAAAUGUUGUUCCCAGUAACAGAAAAGUUUAAGAGUGUGUGUGUGCAUUUGGGUGCAUUUGCCUCUGGCUACCAGCCACAAAUGUCUCCCAGCCCCAGGUCCACAGUAAAAACUUUUUCUUCCCUGUGUGCAGUGCCAGGGAGUUCACGAGCUGGGUAAUCAGCACAGGCCACAUAGUUCAAUGUGGCCCAGGGUUUCUAUGAGUAUCCCGCAGACUGCUUUGGCAUUGGACUCAGAAAGGUCAAAAGAGCACAGCAUUAUGUGAAGGUCACAGCAAACGUGCAGUUGGAGGAAGCAGCUUCAGUGUCUCACGGUGGGCCCACACACCCUGCACCCGGAACUGAUGUUCGUGUGGAUUACGUGUUUAGAGUGGGUGUCCGUCCUGACUGGUUAGCACCAUACCUGUAGUUUGUGCUUGUAGUAUCACUCCUGCCUCUGCCAUGUCGGGCUCAAAAGUGAGAGCUGCACUAUUUGUAACUGAUAAUGUUUGCCUUUCCCAAGUGAAGCCUGAGAUGGGUACACUGGCUUUACCUUGGUGCCUAUAACCUUGCUCCAUCCUAACACAGCGUGUACUCAACAUUUCCGUUGGGCCACUCUCCAAGAAAGGCUCGGUUGUUAAAGCCUCAGCCAGCUUCUCUCACAUGCUCUGUCACCAAAAUAGGCUUGUGUGGAUAGUUGCUACUCUGUCUUUUCUAUUAAAAUUUGUUCCAUUUAGAUUGUUCAGAUCAGUUUAGAUAAACCCAGAUGGACCUUUUUCUGUGCUUUAGUUCAUUUAGAUCAUAAGACAGGCCUUCUACCCAAGCUGUAAAAGACUCACUGUAUGUGUACAAUGAAAACUUCUGACGAUUGGAUAGUCCUGGAGAAGAGCAUCUGAUUCACGGGAAAUUAAGAAUUGUGUCGAAUUUCAUAGGUAGUGGAGCUUACUACCUUCAGUGAAGCCUUGAUUUUUUUCUCCUAAUGUCUCCUCUAUCCCACAAGUCCCUUUUUUUCUUUUUAAUAUCUUUGACUGUGGCCAUUCAAGAGCUACCUAUAUUAAUGGAACUGCUGAGUGUGUAUGGUGGCAGCCCUUUCUCAGCAUUAAGUUGCACAGAAGCAUUAAUAUGUUUUGAGUAGAUUCAUUUAAUCUUUAGAAAGUGGUUUUAAAGUUUAAAAUAUCUUUGUGUAGGGUCGUCACUGGAUACUGUUUGUGGUGACUUACAGCUGGGGCUUGCCUAUGUCAGGUUUGCCGGUCCCCGUGGACACAUCCGAGGUGCCCCCUCAGCUGCACACAGACCAACCGCCUCCGGGGGCGCCUGCGUUGGGCUAGAGAGAGGCGUUUGAGAGGCGUGGGUGGGACUGUUCUGGGUCCAGGUUUACAACUCAUUCCAUCUAGUUGUCUAAGCUCUUCUUCUUUUGUAGAAGCUUACUUCAAGAUAGUAGCCUUCUUUCUCAUUCUAAAAAGCAUUUGAGAAAAGUUAACAAUAUGUAUAUAUUUAUUUAUAUACCUAACAAUGCAAUGGAUCAUCUUUAAAAUCAACUUACUUUUUAGUGAUUACACUUAAAUAGACUGGGAUUCUACCUAAUUAUGAGAUUAAAAGCUUAGAAUUAUUUUUGUAUUUGUUGAAUUUUGUUUUUGCCAAUUCGGUUUAUUUUGCUAAUAGAAGAAAGAAAGAAAGAAUAAACUCAAGGGCUGACCGUGGAAGGCCCGUUUACACUCGCAGCAGCCGCUGCCCCCGCCCCAGACACCUGCAGGCUCAGGCUGAUGCCGCUGCGGGCCUCCCCAGUCCCCCUCUCUCGCGGAGGCCUGCUUCUCAGCGCCCUCUCCACCGUGGCUCGCCACCACGCGCAAAGGCAGUGUGUGCCACAUUCUGGAUUCCAGAACAGAAGGGAAUUCUGCUCCUGGGCCUGUGCUCAGUGAAGUGACUGUCCCACGGUGGAGCUGAAGUGGGUGACUGGAGACCACUGGUGUGAUCUUUCAGCUUUGGGAGGAGCUGGGAGACGCCUGGGCAGCAGUCGCUGAAGCUCUCCCAUAGCUCCCCAGAGCUGCGCCCUCUUCUGGAGACCCGUUUUCUAUCCUAUGAGGCUUCCCGGGUUUGAGAGGACACCAUGGAGACUGCCACUUGAGUCAAGUCCAGCCUCACCCCGGCACUUCCUCAGACAUGGGGCGGCAGUCUUGCGGGGCAACAAGAAGGCCAUGAGCCUGUGUUCUGCUCUGGAGGCUUCCUACAUAGGAAUGUUACUAGAGUGUGUUAGUCUGCAGUUGCUGGUCCCUUCAGUUGCUCAGGUAGGCCGGCUCUGUUGUGCCUGUGUUUCAUUAAGGACUUCUACACAAGCCUUCCCUAAAAAAAUGACCUUAGGCCAUGGCUCUUAUGCCUCAGUGUUGCUGUAGUGUAUGGACAGAGAGGUGCAGUUAGUCGUCCCUUCGCACAUGCAGUACUUUUAAUGGAGUCCCGGACUCGAGACAUACUGGGCCGGUGAGUUCCCCGCUGAUCAGACAGGUUGUCAGUAAAACACUUCCAGACAGCUACUUUGAAGUUUGGUCUCUUUGCUGACUUGUGAUGGAGUCUGUGGCGAGGGUGGGAGCUGUCACUCUCAUUUGUGAGCAGCAUGCCCAUUGCUCAGUGGACCUAAGAGUCAGAAGGAAAGGACAACGUGCUGCAUGACGUAAGCUGGAGAGGCUCUAGUGUCACCGUCAAGCAAUCUGGGGUCUUGCGGUGGCACCUGGGACGGGGUGGAAUUUGCUAAGAUGCUGGCCCAGGGACCACGCCCAGUCUUCUGGUUUUAGGGCUCUCUUUCGGCUUAUAGAUGCUCUGUCAAGAGUCUGCAGCCCAUGGGCUGUCACUCUUUUGUAAAUAAAAGUACAUUGGAACAUAGCCACGCCCGUCCGGUGUGGAUUGCCUGUGGCUGCUUCCCCACAGAGUAGGGGAGCUGCCCCAGAGACUGGCCCACAGAGCCAGAUAUUUGCUAUCUGGACCUUAAAGAAAAAGGCUGCUGGCCUUGCUUGAGAAAAUUUUUCUUUUUCAGGAACAAAUAUUCCCUGAUGUAUCUUCUCCUUCUGCCUCUUUGCCUCUCUGCCUUCUUGUUUUCUUCCCCUUCUUACCUCAAUUUUGUUCAUCCUUUUACUUUAUUUCUUCUUACUGCAAAAGAGACAGACCGCAUCAUUGCUGUAGCACAUUGAAUACCAGCCAUCUCCCGAAAUUUGAGCGACCUUAGUUUCAUAUCUUCCUUUUUAGAAUUCCCCAUCUCAAUAACCAAAAUGAGGUCCCCUUCAGCCAAGAGUCAGAACCCAUGAGCAAAAGGAUUCAAGAUUCUGAAACAGUGAGUCCCGGGCCCCUCAUUUCAACUAUUUUUGUCAUAGACCUGACGCCAGCUUCACUUCUUGUUUUUUUCUAAAGUAAGCCAAGAUUUUGUUUCUUUCAAAAUUAAUUGGAUGUUCAGUUUUCUGAAACUCACAUUUAGAUAUGGAAAAAGUCUCCAUGAAGGGAAAACAAAGUCUAAUGAUGAAUCCAAAGUUCUGUGUGUUAUGUAAUAUUUGGGGCCAGCAGCUAGGAAGGUAAAACUGUUGGCACCAAUACUUUUUUCAGUCCCAUAUUCUUCUUUCAAAAUAAUUUUAUUAAGGGCACGCCAACAAAUAAAAAUAGAGUAUUGAAGUGCUUUAGAAGAGAAUAGUAGAAAAUGGGAACAUACUCUGACCCUGAGUGUGACUGACAAGUCAUAGUUAAUAAUCUUUAGAUCAAAUCCAGUCAACUUCCAAGUUGUUCAUUGCCCCUCCCCCAAAACUCGAGGAUAAGUUUCUAUUUGUUUUUUUUAAAUGAAGUUGAAUGUCAUAUUGGGGAACAAUUUUUGUCAGUAUCCCCAAAAGAGGGGAACUAUUUCAAUUGUUUUGAAGCAGAUAAUUAUCAUUUUGAAUUCUUAGCUAUAAAUUUUUGUCUUACAGCUCGGUACCCACUGAAAUACUCCAUGUUUUUUUCUAUAAAUAUGAAAUCACAUGUAUGUGUGUCAUCACAUCAGCAAGGCCGUCCUCACACCCCAGCAGUAAGCACUCUUCCUUGUGCUUACUCCCAAAUUAUCGUCAGGGAAAGAAUAAACUAAAAUAAAAAAGUUAUUAUAUUUCAAACAAGCAGGAUUAUGGGAAGCCUUUGAGGCAGUCAUCAAUAUAAUCCUCCCUCGAAACAUCAAAACAAGCUGCUGUUUUCUACCGCACACGGUUGGAAGACUUCGGGGGUCUGACCUUCAGGCUGAAGCCCAGAACUCUGGUGCUGCUCCGGGCCUCGUCGGGCUGCGCCGGGGCUGGGCAGCCUCCUGAGCACUUGGAGAGGGGCAUCCCCGCUCAUGCUCUUGUCCUUGGAACUGAGCUGGAGCUGGUCAGUUCCUUCCAUUACCACCCAUCUGCCUGAUCUUCCUCUUCACUAAGCUGGUGGGUGACGCCCUGUACUUUGGAGCCAUCCUUUGCUCCGUCCUUCAGAGGGGGUGUUGAGCAGUUUUGCUCGCCUGAUGAGCACAGCAACACACACUUUCUCCCCUGCCUGGGACCAUUCCAUUUAACACAAGGUACUCAGUAGACAAGCCGCAUGAAAGUAUAGGCUUCCUAUUUAAAAAAAAAAAAAAAAAAGUUUUUUAAUACGCCAGAGGUUGGAGGAAUGUAUUUUACCUUUUUUACAAAGGGUUAUUUAAAAAAGAUAAUAGCAGACCAUAUGUGGCCCUCACAGUACCAAUAUAAGAUAUAAGAUAAGAUAUUUACUACCUGGCCCUUUACAGAAAAGGCUGACCCUUGCAAGAUGUCAUUCAGAAUCAAAUUUUAUGGAUAGUGAGGUGCAGACUUGUUUUUUUCAUGUAGCCCAGCAUUGCAGCAUUUCUUCCCUUUUGGAUCUUUAGGGUACCUCGUGUGUUCAUCUCAGCACGCGGCUGCUGUGGCACAUUGUCCCUCAGUGAUACUUGUGGUUAAAGAAAAGACCCAGUUCAUUGAAUCAUAGACAUACCAUCUCAGCUACUAGGAUAAGUAUCAAAGGACAAAGUUUCAAACUGAAAGUACUACAGUCUUUCCCAUGUUCGUGAGUCAGGGUGAACUUGACUCUGGAGAAGCAUCCCUCCGUGCCAGUGCUCAACACGAAUAGUCUUUGCCUGUUGGAACCUUGAACCCAGACCACCCAUCCUCAGCUCUAAAAUACCAGCAUGUCAGUGGCACCGUCUUGGCAAACCAGCAGUUGUAGACCGAAGUUCAGAGCGCUCUGGCCUGGCCAGCAGAGCUGACCUGGUCUGGCCGGGCUUGUCACUUUGAGGAGCCGCUUUGUCUCCCCUCUUCGGCUUCUGCCACCAGCCCCUACCCGGGGGCGUCUUCCCUGGAGUCUCCCACCCCACGUGCUUCACUGGAGCACUUGGCCUUUCAUCUCUCUUUUUCGUCUGAUGUUUAGCCACUGUUUCACCCCCAUCAUUUUCUAUAGUCUACACCUCAUGUCUUGUAGCUAAAACUGUAGUAUUGGGGAGCUAGUUUGUGGAAAAGAUGCUAUACAGGCAAGAUUUGCAUAAUUUUGUAUAUUUAUACCACAGGUAGAGAUUAGUUUCAGAGCCUCUGUAGCUUAAGGUUGUUAGUUUCACCAGUGGUUUCUGCAUUCUCAGUAGUUCUAGGAGACUCUGUUAGUGACUAUGGUUUCAAAUACAUAUUUAAUACAUAUUUAUACACACCACUGUGGAAUUUAUUUCAUUAUGUAAAUAGCGAUAUUUUCCUGUUCAAAUGCUUCUAUAGAAAGUAUUUAUUUUUAACAAAAAAAAUGAAUUGUCAAAAGGGCUUUCCAAAAAUGCGUUCUUUCUAGCCACCCCGUCCUCCCCAGCUGCCACGCUCACCCACUGAACCUUCAGACAACACAGUGCAGGCAGAAGGAUGGGGCCUUGAAAUCCUCACUGUUUGGGGGCAGAUGCAACGUGGAUUCGGAACCUGAGUGCACUGCCCACUGUCACCCCGUAACAGGACAGAGCGGGUCUCCCACUGUCGGUAUGGCUGUGCCAGGUGUGGCACCCUGGCUGGCCUCAGGCAGCCCCUGUUUUGCAAAUACAGUUGGUACGUUCACCUGUGCGCUUCAGCAACCUGUGCAGGGAAAUGAGCCUUAGUUGUAACCCCAAGGAAAUCCAAACCCAUACCUGUGGGAUAUGGAGAAACCACUGGUUGCCUACAGAAAGCAUUAAGCUGCAUUUUAGUCUUUCUCAUGUUUGUGAAAGACACCUAUUCCCAGUCUCACCAGCCAUGGAGGGUACACAUGUUUUCUUUCACGCCUUGAUCAUAGUCGUGAGCGGUCAGCUCCCUUCCUCCUUCGCCCCUCCCCUCUGCAUCUCAGCAAGCAUCUGUGCACGUGUGGGCCAGCCCCACCUGUAACCAGUGGUUACAGGACAUGACCAUCUGUUCUAGCAUGUGUGCAGCUUUACUUCUCAGGAGUCCCGGUCUGCAGUUCAGAGCACCCCUGGAUGUAACUGAACGAGGCUUUCCGAUCGUGUUCCUCUUCCCUGGGGCCCGUUCCUGGGCCAUCCCGUGUGGGCCUCACUCUGUGGGGCUGGCUGGACUCAGGCCUGCAGCUCCAGGACUGCAGAGAGCCUGGACGGGCCACAGGGGAUUUCGCCAUCCAUUUGAAUCACCUUGCUGAUCUACUUACGGCUUCCCUUUGUCUUUUCCAAACAAAUGAGGAGAACACUUGAACAGUUAUGCUGGAGAAUGUUGUUUUUUUUCUAUGAUACUAUUUGUAAGCAAAUCUGAUUGUAAGAUGAAAUGUGAAUGGGUAAUUAGGUGCCAGGGAAUUUAGCACUGAACUAGACAGUCAGAACUUUUUUAACCUUUGCAGAAGAAAUAAAUUUUGCUCGCAUCUACAUGUUCACAAGAAGUAAUGUUGUAAAUAGUUUUUUAAGAAAUAUUUAUUAUAUGUGCUGGAUACAGGUUCACGUCCUGAGUGACGCUGGUUUGCGCUGUAGUGUUGUAGGGGAAUGCGGUUUGAGCAGUGGACUUCCUCUCACAUCCCAGCUCACACACGGAGAGAGAACGGAAACCAGUGGGUUGAGAGCUGUCUGGGGCAUCUGAUCUGUAACGUUACAUCAAAUCCAAGCUUUAAUUGCCCCCUCUUCUCAUCUGGUUAUGUUAUUAUAUAUAUAGUGUGUGUGUGUGUGUGUGCGCGUGUGUGCGUGUGUGAUGACCUGGUCAGUGGUCAGUCCCAGAUCUGCAGAGCAGAUUUCCAGGUGUUCUUUCUGAUGUGUUGCCUACAAGCAAUAAGAUCCUAGGUAAUAACAUUUAUUCCGGGUUCCGCAUGGGCCCUUAUCUCAGAGGAUAGGGUGGGGGGUAGAACAGCUCUUGCUAAGACCUCUUGCCUUUGCCCGAGAGGUUGCUGUACUUGAAUUUUCUCUUCUGUUUGUCUGCACGCUCCUUCCAGUCAUAGAACUCUAGCAAUGGAUGAGAAAUCUGCCAGCACCAGACACAUCAAAAAUGGGGCAUAGAGAUUGAGAUUGAAUAAUUACCAUUUUCCAUGAAUUUGUAAGGGCUUCCAGCAUCCAGUUGAGGCACAGCUCAUUUGGCUAUAGAGUGAAUGUAAGCACUGUUUACAUUAGAAAUUUAGAUGGCCAAUUGGAAGUCCCUUGACUCUUUCUGACCUACCCUGCAAAGCUAGCCCAUUUCCUGGAGUCCUCCUCUGUGCCUGGGUUUGAAGUGUCGGAAGCCCCCUCCGUGUCUGGGCUUGACCCUCAUGGUGAGUACAGACAGGGCAGUGGCCCCUCCAAGCCUCCCAGCGUGUCCAGUCCAACAGGUGUCUAAGCUGUUUCGCAGCCUCUCCUUGUGACCAUAAUACACUUUAUGAGAAAUACCCCACACCCAAAUAACCAUGAAUAGAAUAAUGUAGUUUUUUAGGCUUUGGGAAUAUGUCUUCUCUUUUGUAUUUAUGAUGGUGUUUGGACUUUUUCACUAGCGUUAUUUUUAGAUUGAAAUGGGUGCAUUAGGAUAAAACUUUCCAUUGCUGGGCCUGAAAGCAAGCAAGAGGAAAGAAACUGACCUAUGUUGUCAUUGAGAAGGUGACUACUUGUGGUGGGAGGGCGGGGAGGGGACAGUGUAGAUUACGUGGGAGUAAAAUAGAACUCCGGCCUGAGGCACCCCAAGUCUUAUUACUUUGUAAGAAAUGAUCCCCUUAUUAGCCUCCCUUAAUCUCAACAGAAGCCUGCUGUCUACCCUCAGGGAACAAGUAGUUUUCAAAAUUGAGCUCCUCCAAGGUCAUUGGCUGGUGCCUGUGUGCAGGCAUUGGUCGUCUUUGUGAACUCAUGGCAUUAUUUUCCCAUAUGCAUUACAAUAUUAAGAAAUUCACCCCCAACUCGUAUGAUAAGCACAGCCCAGGGUCCUACUUUAGGCCAGAGUUCAUGCCUGUGAGGGCCCCGGGGGUCAUAGGAGGCCCAUGCAAUGUAACUGAAGCUCAGGUGCCGUGUCGGUGUUUAAUUCUUUUUGGGACCUGUCAGAUGGGUUUAGGGCGGGGGCUGCAGACCCAGCUGUGGACCCAGGGAGCUCCAAGAUGAAUCUCUACCGUUCCUGUAAAGGUCUUUCUGGUUCCUCCCAGUGUUGUCAUUGCCGAGGUCAAUCUCGUAGUUGUUCAGAUGUGCUCCUUUUUGCUGUCUUGUGAGUCUUAGCCAGUGGUCCAGGUGCCCAAGGAGAGUCUCCAGAGGGCCUGCUGCCCCUUCCCAGCACCGAGUGUGUCCUCCUGACCUGUGCUCACGUGGUCUUUCCAAAAACAGUGAAGUGAGAAAUUCUGCAAAUGGUUGUCAGAUAAAGGCAUGUAUCUCUUGGGCCUGGAUUUCCACUGUGUUAGAGAGUGUAGGAAAAUACUGUGUUGUUAAUGGAUGAAAAUUCAAUGUAUGCUGUGAAUUUGUUGGUUUGAAACAUUGAAAAUUUUUCAUUAGACAAUGUUUACAUACCUCACCUGAAGAACCUUUGAGAGUGUAUAUAUGAAAUUUUAAAAUAUAUUAAGUUGCUUUAAAACAAUAUGUAUAGCUAUAAAAGUUGAAGUUAUUUUAACUUUGAAUAUGUACCAAGUCUCCUAAAUAUUGAAAUCUUGUGGAUUUUGUUGUGCUUCUGUGUUUUACUUUCCUAUUAGGCCAAGUAGGAAACUACAUCUUUGUUGGUGGUGGAGGGGCCCUCCCCGAAAUCCAAGCUUGGAGGGAUUUCCUUUGCUGUUUCGGGUUUUUCUGGUUUGGUUUUGAGGGAUGGGGUGUGGAGCUAGCGAUGUGUGGAAGGGGUCUGUCCCGUGAGCUUUUUCUAGGCGCUUAUUUUACUGCAGCAUAUUAAACUUCUUUGAUAUUAAA